AUGGAGAAGGACGAGGCUUCCUUGUCCUCGGCUAAGGCGGCCAAAACAACGCCCGAUUCACUCACUGGAUCGCGGCGAACGCGUGAUGAUGAUCCGGACGCUUCAAUUUCGAAGCGUCGGCUUACUGGAGAAGAGGCGCAGCUGUCGCCAGUGCCGGUGACGCCCUCUUCUCUUUCUCGCACUGCAAGUGAUGUUGCAGUGCGCCCUGCUUGGAUGCCGUCUGCAUCCGAGAUCGCUGACAGGUUCGCCACGACCUCGCCGCCGAACCCGAUACCCUUGUAUGUUUGCAGCGCCAUCAACGAUGACGCUGAAGCUGCCAACAUGCACUUUGAACCGUCUACGAAUCAAAGGCGUGAUUUCUACAUUGGACUCUUUCGAUGGUAUGUGUCGAAGAAACUUCGCGCAAGAACAAAGUGCCAGAGUGGGUGGCACUCUGUCAGUCGUGAAACGCAUUCGUUGUGA
Molecule: messenger RNA, 462 nt
Organism: Phytophthora nicotianae INRA-310
Lineage: Eukaryota; Oomycota; Peronosporomycetes; Peronosporales; Peronosporaceae
Exons: 1
Coding region: 1-462 (153 amino acids)
Source: RefSeq, a predicted model, not a curated record